This is a messenger RNA of Stylophora pistillata, 1831 nucleotides long. RefSeq names its product beta-1,3-galactosyltransferase 5. Gene Ontology annotation, biological process: protein O-linked glycosylation. Lineage: Eukaryota; Metazoa; Cnidaria; Anthozoa; Scleractinia; Pocilloporidae. Gene Ontology annotation, cellular component: Golgi membrane. Gene Ontology annotation, molecular function: hexosyltransferase activity. The record is from RefSeq and is a predicted model, not a curated record.
AUUGGGGCAAGCCCACUUGUUUUCUUGAAAACUUGACAUCGAUUUUUGUGAUAUACAAGUAUAACAACAACAAACUCAACUGUGAAGAGGAUAUUAAUACUAUUAGGUUUUAAAAAACGUUAAGGCACUUCGUUUGCGUUAAAAUGACAAAAAGUGUUUCUAGAGGGCGCAGAAUAAUAGCAGAACAAAACCAACUCAAACAAUUACUCUUGAUGAGAAAGGGGAAUGCAAUAAAUAUGAAAAAAAAAUAUCUGUCAACCCAAACAAUAUCUGACUAAUUACUAUGCAAUUGAUCUGGAUUAAAAAUUCGCUGAUGUUUCGAUGUAAUCAGUCGUAAAAGAAAGCGAAAAAGUUUUGUAACUGAAGCUGCCUAGGACACGAUUCGUUGAAUGAGGAAUCUGGAAUUUCAGCAUUCCUCGUUUUGCGAGAUUUUGUCACAUAAUCUUGGUUAAUACCACAUAUUGCGUGGUUAAUAUUUUACAUAAUGAACUGUCGCGAGGAUGACGGUUGGUCUUCGAAGCGCUGUCGUAAAACUUAACCGUUCAGUGGUGGCGGAACUGAUUCAGUUACAUUAAUGAAACUUCGAAAAAAGGAAGAAUUGCCGUUUUUUUCGUGGACUCAAAGGAACAAAGUAUUGACACGAUGAAGUCUUCGUCUUGUCCAUUUACUGUGACUGCGGCUUCUUGUUUGUUCCUUUGCAUUACCGUUUCCCUUUCCAUGUUGUGUGUUUCACUUUGGCUCACUAGUCAAGGACUAACAAAUUAUGUGGAGUCCAUGAAGUAUAAAGUGCAGAAAGAAGGUCAAAUGGGCAAGCGUGGGUUUACGUUCACUACAGGCGGAACUUCAUUUCACAGACGAAGCGGUCGAGACAAAACGGGCUUUGUUGACAAUCACUUAAUUGAUGAGGCAUUCUCUGACUCUUGGCUUAAAAUACGUAAACAUCGUACCCGUCUACUAACACGAACAAAGUGUCUGCAAGAUUUGUUCCUCAUAAUACUUGUCUCUAGCUCUCCUGAAGCAUACAAAGACCGAAUGGUUAUUCGUCAUACCUGGGGAACGGAUAACGCACUUCAUCGGAAAUGGAAGACGGUGUUUCUCAUCGGCGAAGCUGGAAGCGUUGACAUUUCCUAUCGCAUCUCGCGCGAAGCACAGAUAUUUGGCGACAUCAUCCAGGGUGACUACGCUGAAACGUUUACAAAUAAAGUGUUUAAGAUUCAGUCAGGAUUUGAAUGGGCAGCAAAGUACUGUAGGUUUCAAUACAUGCUCAAGACAGAUGAUGACGUGUUCGUAAAUACUCGCGGUCUCAUCGAGUUACUCAGCAAAACCGGCACGGCAAAUACAGACUUUUAUUUUGGACAUUUAAUGCAUGGAAACCCUGUUCUUCGCCAUGGUUUCUACGGUGUUUCAGAAGAAGAUCAUCCCGAAAAUGUUUACAAAGAUUACAUAUCAGGAGGCGGUUAUGUGCUCUCGAGGGAUCUGGUCUUGAAAUUUAUUCCAUUGUUUGACGUUGUGAAACCACUCAAAGUUGAUGAUGCGUAUGUGGGAAUCUUGGCGGCUGAUUUGGGUAUUCAGCCCAUCUCUAGCACAACGUUUUUGAUGUAUAAUGAUAAUAAACCUUGUAAGGAUGAUCCCAAUAUUUUGCUCAUUAGGCCAGUUGAUCACGAUUGCAUGGUCAAACUUUUCGACGACACACAGAUGAAAUUACUUUCUCAGGGAACUACAACUCAGAGAUCAAAUAGAUAGUUGAUAAUAAUAUAUGCUAGCGUGGCGUCAAAGCCAUUUGUGAAAUUACUGUAUUCUUUGAAAUAAAUUUUAUCAUAAGCAAGUUAAA